Messenger RNA from Plectropomus leopardus (leopard coralgrouper), 4784 nucleotides. It is a transcript of the gene cyp26b1, whose product is annotated as cytochrome P450, family 26, subfamily b, polypeptide 1. Lineage: Eukaryota; Metazoa; Chordata; Actinopteri; Perciformes; Serranidae. The record is from RefSeq and is a predicted model, not a curated record. Gene Ontology annotation, biological process: sterol metabolic process. Gene Ontology annotation, molecular function: oxidoreductase activity, acting on paired donors, with incorporation or reduction of molecular oxygen; heme binding; monooxygenase activity.
AGAGAGAGAGAGAGAGAGAGAGAGAGAGAGAGAGAGAGAGAGAGAGAGAGAGAGAGAGGAGCGCUCUCAGAAACAGAAAGGUACACAGAGACGAGAGUGGACGACAGAAAGUAAGAGAAGGAGAAAGAGGACGGUGGCUCCAGAGCAUCUCCUGCGCACCUUUUCCCUCCUGCACGCUCACGGAUCUUAAAAAAACUCCACACUUUAUCUUCCUCGUGUUUGCUCCAGAGAGAGAUUACAACUUUUAUAAACUUUUCUUUUUUCCCUAUUUUUUUUUUUUUGGAGUUGACAGAGACGCGAUUCCUGGAAGACUUUUCGUUCAUUUCUCCCCUUCUCUCCAAACCAAGUCUUUCCAUCCCCCGAGAAGUUUUUAAAAAGUAAAGCCCUUGUUAGUUCCAGGGCUCGGUUUCUUCACUUUUUCCACGUGUCCCACGGUGUCCCAGCUCCUGACAUAAACGUGUCACCUAGAGAUUUUUUUUUUGCUUGCCUUCAAGUUUCAGACUCAUUUUAAGUCACUGAUCCACAAACGAGACCAAAAAUGAGAUUUCAAACAUCAGGACAGUGUCCAGUCUUGUGUGCGUCCUGUUCUAGAUGCUUAAAUCAUUAAAAAAGUGAGUUUUGAUGGUUUUCCACUUUACAAGCUGAGGUGUGAUACUGAAGACACAGGGAGCCGGGAAGCGCAGCUCACCUGUAGCAUCUCCUCCGCUCAGCUUUGAUUUGCACUUUUUUACGCACAAAAACGCCACUUUGUGACCAUUUGAAGAGAGAAAUCCAAUCUGUCUGAGAGAAAGAACCGCACUCCACACCGUUCAUUCAUUCUGAGAACAGCCGCCUCGGCUUUGGAGUGCGUAAAGGAGCUUUGCGCUUUUACGCAAAAAAAACCCAAACAAACUUUUUAACCUUCCCGGAGAUCCAGAUCUGAUAAUUUUUGCUUCCAAAGUUGAAAAAACCCUUUUCGCAGCUUUUUGAGAGUCAUCCAGAGCUCCAGAGAGACCGCCGGGCUCUCCAUCACCAUGCUGUUCGACACUUUCGACCUCGUCUCGGCUCUGGCCACUCUGGCCGCCUGCCUGGUGUCCAUGGCCCUGCUCCUCGCCGUGUCCCAGCAGCUGUGGCAGCUCCGGUGGACAGCCACGCGGGAUAAAAACUGCAAGCUGCCCAUGCCCAAAGGAUCCAUGGGCUUCCCGUUCAUCGGCGAGACCUGCCACUGGCUCCUGCAGGGUUCAGGCUUCCACGCGUCGCGGAGGCAGAAGUACGGCAACGUGUUCAAGACACACCUGCUGGGCCGCCCUCUGAUCCGGGUGACGGGCGCCGAGAACGUGCGCAAAGUGCUGAUGGGCGAGCACACGCUGGUGACGGUGGACUGGCCUCAGAGCACCGCCACGCUGCUGGGACCCAACUCGCUAGCCAACAGCAUCGGAGACAUCCACCGCAAGAGGAGGAAGGUGUUUGCCAAAGUGUUCAGCCAUGAGGCCUUGGAGUCCUACCUCCCCAAAAUCCAGCAGGUCAUCCAGGAAAGCCUCCGAGUAUGGAGCUCCAACCCUGAGCCCAUCAACGUCUACAGGGAGAGCCAGAGGUUGUCGUUCACCAUGGCGGUGAGGGUGCUGCUUGGGUUCAGGGUGUCAGAGGAGGAGAUGAGGCAUCUGUUCUCAACCUUCCAGGACUUUGUGGACAACCUGUUCAGCUUGCCUAUAGACCUGCCAUUUAGUGGCUACAGGAAGGGUAUCCGUGCACGGGACACCCUGCAGAAAAGCAUAGAGAAGGCCAUCAGGGAGAAGCCGCUGUGCUCCCAGGGGAAGGAUUACAGCGACGCGCUGGACGUCCUGAUGGAGAGCGCCAAAGAGAAUGGCACCGAGCUCACCAUGCAGGAACUGAAGGAGUCGACCAUUGAGCUGAUCUUUGCUGCUUUCGCCACCACGGCAAGCGCCAGCACUUCACUCAUCAUGCAGCUCCUCCGCCACCCUCCUGUCCUGGAGCGUUUGAGGGAGGAGCUAAGAGCCAGGGGUCUCCUCCACAAUGGCUGCCUCUGCCCCGAAGGAGAGUUGAGGCUGGACACCAUCGUGAGCCUCAAGUACCUGGACUGUGUCAUCAAGGAGGUGCUGAGACUCUUUACGCCUGUAUCAGGGGCCUACCGAACCGCCAUGCAGACCUUCGAACUUGACGGAGUUCAGAUUCCAAAAGGCUGGAGUGUGAUGUACAGUAUUCGGGACACCCACGACACCUCAGCUGUCUUCAAGGAUGUGGACGCCUUUGAUCCUGACCGCUUCAGCCAGGAGCGGGGAGAAGACAAAGAAGGACGCUUCCACUACCUGCCCUUUGGCGGUGGUGUCCGGUCCUGCCUGGGCAAGCAACUCGCCACCCUCUUCCUUCGCAUCCUGGCUAUCGAGCUAGCCAGCACCAGCCGUUUCGAGCUGGCCACCCGGAAUUUCCCCCGCGUGGUCACGGUACCUGUGGUCCACCCUGUCGACGGGCUGAAGGUCAAGUUCUACGGCUUGGACUCCAACCAGAACGAGAUCAUGGCCAAGUCGGAAGAGCUGCUGGGAGCGACUGUUUGAAAGGGCAGCGAGUUGUCGAGUAGGUGGGGGUUGAGUGAUCGAAAAAAUCUUUAGGGAGAAGAUUCAAGGAAGGAAAGAAAGAAUUUCAGAAUUAUUUUUUCUUCUCCACCUUUGCUCUGCCAAGUUGGAGGUUCCUUUUCAGACUAAAAGAAAAGCAGAAGUCUUCGUCUCUUGUUACAUCUGAUGACGAUCGGGACUUUCCUCUGAGAAAGGAAGAAGCUGCCAAAAAAAAGUUCUUAAUUAUGCUCUAUUCUGUGUAUUUUUUUAAAGAAAUAUACAAACAAAAUGUAUGUACAAAAAAAGCUAUGUAAUAUAAUUUGAAAGAGAAUGUGGGGGGGUGCACAAUGGAAGAAAGAGAAGUAUGGUGGUACUUUUGGUGAAAUGAAGUGCUGAAAUUAGAAAAGUCGGUUGCAGAAGGAAGGAAGAUGAGAUGGAUGAAACAGGGUAUAGGAUGAAAGAAUAUGAUAUUUAGUAUUUUGCUUGUGCUUAAUCAAAUGCAGUGAAACAUUUCAGUUGUCUAGCAGGGUAAAACAGAUAGAUAUAUUGACUGAUAGUUCUAGAUUUUCUGGUCUAAUUUGGUAAAUUUGGCACCACUUGGAUUUAACUUCCACUUAUUUGAAAAAAGAUUUAAAGAAUGGCAUACAUAAGUGGUGAAUUAGUGUCUUCCAACAAGGCUCCAUCAAGUUUCAAACUGUUUACUAGCUUCCGGAUGCAGUCAAAAGGAUCAUAGCCCAUUGGGUAGCAGGUUUUGGCACAGAUAGAUUGUGUUGCUGAGCUUGUCAGAUUGGCUCUGCACCAUUUUUCUGAGCCAACUGUAUCACGAUGCAGUAAAAUUUGACCUCAUUUCCUGUUUUUUUUCCCCACAAAGCUGCCUCUACACUUAAUGAACUUCAUUGAUUUUUAACUUUUCAUAUCGCUUCCAUUCAUGCAGUAGAAUAAGCUUCAGUUCUCAAAUGACCAACACGUCAAUAGAAAGGGCAUAAAGGGUAAGAACUGUAAAGCUUUAAUUCAAAUUAUCUUGUCUUUAUCUUUAGCGAAACUGCUUUCCUCUCCAGUCUCUGCGACCCACUGGUUGCCCAUGGACUCAAAAUGUUGCCCAUAGCAUAUCACAGUAAUCCUGGUGAUGUGUGAACUCAGGUGCCGGGUAGACAUUGUGGUGAAUAAGCCUUUCCUUUUUGAUAUUUAUCUCUGACUGCACAUGAAAAUGUCAUUUACUCAAUGUUGUAGUUUCAGAAUUGGACUGAUUACUUUUGGAAAAGCUGUCAAUCACUUUGCCUUCUGUCCAUAUAAACUAUAUCAUAUAUAAACUAUAUCAUCAUAUAAAAAUUAUCAGGGGUCUCCAAUAGGGCAUGACAAAAUACCUUCUGAAACCUUUUCGUAUCCAGUUUUGGGUGGUAGAAAUGGUUCCCAAAAGAUAAAAGUCACUGAAUCAAAGUUACUAAGUAAUUAGUCAAGGUCUGCUUUGUAAAUUCUCUGAACCUGUGCUUUGAUACAUAAACUACACUUUUAAGUUGCAUUGAGAUUGUUCUCUCUGGGACGGUGACUUUAUCCCGCAAUGAGGAUACGAAAAAAAAGAACUCGUGAAGCGGUGAGACUUCCUGAGCUGGAGGAGGAAAAAAAACAGAGGGAUAACGUGGAGAUGGAGAGGAGGAUACCUACAUAAAUGCUGCUUGAGUGUUGCUCUGUCAUUCUGUGUGUGUUUAUAUGUGUGCUGUUUUUGUUUUCCCGUCUCCCUGGGGCAGCCAUUUUUGAGUUGUGUAAAAGAGAAGGUGACUGUUUGUCUUGCUGCUCCUCCAAUCAACGCUAAGAAUGCAAAACAGUAUAAAUUCCAUGGUUUAAGCAACUUUAUUAGCUAUAAGAGAUUUAUUGUUUGAGUUGAUUGCACAAUCAGAACUCUCUUGUGUGUUCCGUAAUUGGAGAGAAAGACUUUGUUCUUAUUUUCCAUAUAUGGAGAGCUUCUGCGACGGAACUCCAGGACUUGUGAGCGGAACUCUUGGACAUUCUAGAAUCUCCGGAGAGAGUUCUAAGUUCCGAACCGAAGCUUGAGAGAGAGAAGGACCAAUGAGAUUUCACGGGAGGGCAGGGUCACGCUCAGAGGGCUUUUCUUAUUGGACAACGUUGUUGUCCGAUAGCAUUCCAGUUGGAUUCUGCCUGUGCUAGACAUUGUUCACUCUUUCUACCAACCACACCACUGAUUUCUUCAUGAUAAAAAAAAAAUAUAAAAAUAGAUUU